Molecule: messenger RNA, 1161 nt
Organism: Zingiber officinale
Lineage: Eukaryota; Viridiplantae; Streptophyta; Magnoliopsida; Zingiberales; Zingiberaceae
Product: peroxidase 18-like
Exons: 4
Coding region: 8-982 (324 amino acids)
Biological process (GO): response to oxidative stress; hydrogen peroxide catabolic process
Molecular function (GO): peroxidase activity; heme binding
Source: RefSeq, a predicted model, not a curated record
CCUUUUGAUGGACCCAAACCUCAUGAAACUACUCCUCUCCUCCUUCCUCGCCCUGCUCCUCCUCUCUGUUCCCUGCUCAUCGCAACUCUCGGCGGACUUCUACUCCUUCUCCUGCCCCAAUGCCGAGCUGCUUGUCAGGGACACGGUCAGGUCAGCUUCAGACUUCGACCCCACCAUUCCAGGCAAACUCCUGCGCCUCUUCUUCCACGACUGCUUAGUUCAGGGCUGCGAUGGGUCAGUGUUGAUUCAAGGAAAUGGCACAGAGAGGAGUGACCCUGCCAACAAGUCGCUGGGGGCGUUCUUUGUGGUGGAGACUGCGAAGAGGGUGCUUGAAGUGGUCUGCCCUGGGACUGUCACUUGUGCUGAUAUACUUGUUCUUGCUGCAAGAGAUGCUGUGGAACUGACAGGGGGGCCUUCGGUUCAGGUUCCACUAGGGAGGAGGGAUGGAUUGGUUUCAAUAGCUGCAAAUGUUAGGCCAAACAUGGUGGAUACAACCUUCUCCGUCGACAAAUUGGCUGAUCGAUUCGCAUCGAUAGGAUUGUCCAUCGAUGAUCUUGUUGUCCUUUCAGGUGCCCACACUAUAGGUUCAUCUCAUUGCGAUACUUUCGGUGAGCGAUUCCAACAGAGCUCAAAUGGAAGUUGGGUGCCCAUAGAUACCACCAUGGACCAAGGCUAUGCAAAGCAGGUAGCGAAAAGAUGUUCAAUUGGCACAAGUGCUACAACUUUUGAUAACGAUGCUUCGACUCCGAUGCUGUUCGAUAACCAAUACUACAUCAAUCUCUUGGCCAACCAAAGCCUCCUCCACUCGGACUCUGUUCUCGUUGGUGAUUCAAGGACAAUAAGUAAGGUAGAGGAGUUUGCCCAGAGUCAAGAUGCUUUCUUUACAAGCUGGGCUGAGUCAUUUUCCAAGCUCUCGACGACCGGAGUGAAGACGGGCGAUGAGGGGGAGAUCAGGUUUGCUUGCCAAAGUGUGAAUGGGUAGUACCAUAUAAGUGUGGUGCGUAGUUCGCUUUCAAUCUUUCAUGUGCACAUAAUAAGUUUCAGAUAUCGAAAUGUGCAGAUGUAACAAAGUUAAUUAUAUAUAAUAUAUUAAAUUUUUCCUCCCUUUGUUUUCAUUUUUCAAGAAUUUUUGCCUAAUUGCAUAUAUUUGCUCAGUGAUUA